Messenger RNA from Andrographis paniculata, 432 nucleotides. Its product is annotated as zinc finger protein 36-like. The coding region runs from base 1 to 432 and encodes 143 amino acids. NCBI's taxonomy places the organism in Eukaryota, Viridiplantae, Streptophyta, Magnoliopsida, Lamiales, Acanthaceae. Gene Ontology annotation, molecular function: DNA-binding transcription factor activity. The record is from RefSeq and is a predicted model, not a curated record. The transcript has a single exon.
AUGGCUUUUCUUUCUCUCAUGAGUUCCAUUCCGCCGCCGCCGUACGAGGAAGACGAGGUUCUUGCGGCGGAGGGUCUGAUCCUCCUCUCCCAAAACUCCGCCGUUUUAAUUAGCAGCAGGUCAAACUCAGAACCGCCCUUUCCCGGUAGUCGAGUAGCGGUCCAGAACCGGGGCCACAGAACCAGCUACAGCGUCGGACCGCCGGCUGCAUCGGACGGCUGGAGCCUCGCCACGUGGACGCCGGUCCGGCGGCUGUUUCAUCAGUGCGCCACCUGCGGUAGGGAUUUUCCGACCGGCCAAGCGCUCGGCGGCCACAAGCGCAUGCACUACAACGGUACCGUUAUCAGAAUCGCCGCCUCCCGUCGUACUAGAGCUUUCCGCGGCGCCGCUUCCUCCGCCGCCGGCCGCCGUAGCUCCGAUCAUUUGAAUUAA